CGGAAAGAGCGCACUGCGGGGGCGGAGGCGCUUCGCUUUUUCUCCUUCUGUAACUACCGAAAGAGGGAUUACUCUGGUUUGUUACCGCGACGGCACUGCAAACAAGGCAGUGUGGUAGAAAGAGCGCGGUGAGUUUCGGGUAACGAGGGGAAACAACGCUCAACAAAGCGAAGGCGCCCCCAGUGUGACCAGACGCUGCCGAGAAGCGGGCGCCCCCAGCCUACUCCCGAGGAAUUCACCACGGGGCUACGUGCGCGUUGCGCGCAGAAGGCUCUUUAUUUCCGACAGGGGCGAGGCAAAGCCAGGACGGCGACUGGCGAUGGUAGCCGAGAAUGGUCCCGAGAAGCUGGUGGUGUCUAAUUUGCGGCUGCGUCUUCUGGUCAACACGUGCAAUUAUACAAGAGCCUCAAAAUAUACGAUUUAAUUCAGUUAUGCUUGAUAGUGUUCUCCUGUGGGAUCCAUCAAAUUUUUCUGAAGGAAAUGUAACCUAUACAGUUCAACUUAAAAGUUUGAAGUCAGAAUUCAUUGACUUGUGCCGAAGAACAUACUUCACAGAGUGCAAUAUUUCAAAUAUACCUAAAUAUGGUCUUUCUCAUUUAAGAAUUAGAGCUGAAUUUGAGCAUAAACAAUCGCACUGGAUAUAUCUUAACUUCACACCAUACAAGGACACAAUCAUUGUACCUCCUAUUGUACAAAUUAUUCCCACAAAAUCUGGAGUCUUGGAUGUUCAUCUCCAAAGCCUUCCGGUUAUACUUAAUGGUAUCAGAUACUCCUUGAAGGAUUUUUAUGGUUCGGUAGUUUACAAGAUAAAAAUUUGGAUGAAUGCAAGUGAACAGGCUAUCGAUAACGUGACUGCACCACACACUUUCCAUGUAAUAUCUGGCUUACAUCCUGGAAUAACAUAUUGUCUUAAGGCUCAAGCAUUUAUUGAAGAACUGAAUAAACCUGGAGAGUGGAGUAAAACCAGUUGUACCCAAACAACUAAUAGUAAUAUAGUAGGGACAGAUCCAAUAACUGUGACAGUUAUCUUCCUAACAGUAUUGGCAUUCAUCAUCUUCUCCAGUUGUAUGAUAGCUUGUAUUUAUCACCGGAUCAAACGUUCCUUUUGCCCUUCAUAUUCUUUGCCACAACAUUUCAUUCAGUUUUUAAGCCAUCCUUCUCAUAGUUCACUAUUUUUUGAAUCCCAGCCACAGGGAGAGGAUCAUAACUAUGACACACUUAUUGUUCUUUUGGAGAAGUCCAAACAGUGCAAUAGUGAAUUGGAAAAUAAAACAAGCAACAUCAAACAGGAGCUGCAAGGAUCUCAAGAAGACACCUUUAAACCUAAAGAAAUUUCAAACUGUACAACUUUGCUUCAAGUUUGAAACUUGGGAAUAAUAUACUGUACUUUAAGGAACUUAUUGGAAUUUACAAAAGGAACACUUUGCACAUUAUCAAGUCAUUAAUGGUGGAGUUUUUUUACUUGAUAAAAAUUUUAUAUGAUUUUCUAUUUUGGAAAUUUAUUUAUACUAAAGCCUUAAUUUUACACUAAAAUGUAAUAAGCAAGUUCAAGUUAUUAAAAUUGUAUAACAUUUAAAAUAUUCUGAAUAUACUUUAUUCAGUAGUGUUUGCUCUAUUAUUUUGAAGAGCCUUUGACAAAAAUAAAAGUAUUCUUCUA
Molecule: messenger RNA, 1657 nt
Organism: Protobothrops mucrosquamatus (brown spotted pit viper)
Lineage: Eukaryota; Metazoa; Chordata; Lepidosauria; Squamata; Viperidae
Gene: IL10RB
Product: interleukin 10 receptor subunit beta
Exons: 7
Coding region: 333-1364 (343 amino acids)
Molecular function (GO): protein binding; interleukin-10 receptor activity
Source: RefSeq, a predicted model, not a curated record